Molecule: messenger RNA, 2685 nt
Organism: Polyodon spathula (Mississippi paddlefish)
Lineage: Eukaryota; Metazoa; Chordata; Actinopteri; Acipenseriformes; Polyodontidae
Product: alkaline phosphatase-like
Exons: 12
Coding region: 692-2290 (532 amino acids)
Biological process (GO): dephosphorylation
Cellular component (GO): plasma membrane
Molecular function (GO): alkaline phosphatase activity
Source: RefSeq, a predicted model, not a curated record
GAUCUCUUCGGCCGCGGUGACAGUUACUGUACCGCUCCGAGCUCGGUGGUCGAAGGCAUUUGACCUGCGGCUUCGUGCCUCACAACGCACCCAGGAGUGCGGAAGAUAUGUCUCACUGCACACCCUGUCCCGAGUUAUUGCUUACAUACCUAGGUCACGCAUGUGAUACGUCAGCGCUUAACCCUGGAGAUUGAGAGGCUGGUUAUCUGCUUUUUGCUGCAGCAGUAAACAGUUUUAAUGCUAAUCCCUGCUAGGUAUUAUCCAGCUCUUCCACUGAGCCCACUUCAUUUCUGGGGUGAAAUAAGGACUGGGAGGUGCAACAAGAAGCUGUUAGAGUCUGUAGCACUCAGUAACUGACUCACCACGCAGACCCUUCUCCUGAUUCCACUGCAUCACCAUGUUUAAUCUGGAACCUGUGGAGGUCGGAUAUGUGCUGUUCUCGAUCUACGCUGCUAUCAUCACUGUCGUGAUUGUCAUUUUGGCCUGGGCCACCAUGUGUAGAAAACCUGUGAAGCAGUAACCUCUUGAUGACCCCUGCACUCACGAGUGUGUGUGUGUGGGGGGGGUGGGGGUAAUGGAGCGCAAUGUAGGGUACAGAAUGAACGGAUCUUCAGAUAGUAAUUAGAGUUGCUUUGAAGAAUAUAUACAUUUUGCACUAAACGCUUUAGGAAGUUGACUGGUUGAGGACAAGAUGAAUGGAAUAGCGCUACUCUUCUUUUCCAGCUUUGCUUACAUCUGUGCAACAAUUCCACAAUUCCCUGAACAAGAGAAAGACCCCAAAUUCUGGAGAGACUGGGCUCAGAGAACUCUCACGAAAGCUCUUUCCCUGCAACGCCUCAACACAAACGUCGCGAAAAAUGCCAUCCUUUUUCUGGGUGACGGCAUGGGGAUUCCCACGGUGACAGCGGCCCGCAUUCUGAAGGGUCAGAUGAACGGUUUCAGCGGUGAGGAGACACAGCUGGAGAUGGAUAAGUUCCCCUAUGUGGCACUCGCUAAGACGUACAACACAAACGCACAGGUGCCUGACAGUGCUGGGACAGCCACAGCCUACCUGUGUGGGGUGAAGGCAAACGAGGGGACUGUGGGUGUGAGUGCAGCAGCUGUGCGCUCCCAGUGCAACACCACCAUUGGAAACGAAGUCACCUCCAUUCUGAAAUGGGCGAAGGAUGCUGGCAAAUCAGUAGGCAUCGUCACGACGACGCGUGUGAACCAUGCAACGCCCAGUGCUGCCUACGCCCACUGCGUGGAUCGUGAUUGGUACUCGGAUGGGGAGAUGCCCCCGGAAGCAAUUCAAGGAGGCUGCAAGGACAUCGCGCGACAGCUGCUUGAGAACAUACCCAACAUCGAUGUGAUUAUGGGAGGGGGGCGGAAGUACAUGUACCCCAAAAACACCCCUGACGUUGAGUACCCCGAUGACCACAAAGCCAACGGCACUCGACGGGAUGGAAGGAGGCUUGUGGAUGAGUGGAAGAGCUCAAAGGGCAAUCAGGCUGCUCACUAUGUGUGGAACAAGAACCAACUAUUAGCUCUGAAUCCACCCAAUGUGGACUACUUACUGGGUCUGUUCGAGCCAGUUGACAUGCACUAUGAUUUAGAACGAGACAAGCAAAUGGAUCCUUCCCUGGCUGAAAUGGUGGAAGUGGCUAUUAAAAUCCUGCAGAAAAACCCAAAGGGUUUCUACCUGCUGGUGGAAGGCGGGCGUAUCGACCAUGGGCAUCACGAGGGCAAGGCGAAGCAGGCUCUGCAUGAGGCGGUGGAGAUGGACAUUGCUAUCGGCAAGGCAGGGGUGCUGACCCGCGAGGAGGACACGCUGACCGUCGUCACUGCUGACCACUCCCACGUCUUCACUUUCGGGGGCUACACUCUCCGUGGAAACUCAAUAUUUGGUCUGGCGCCCAUGCUGAGUGAUGUGGACAACAAGCCCUUCACCUCCAUCCUAUACGGGAACGGACCAGGCUUCAAGCUAUCUAAUGGAGAGAGAGAGAACAUAUCCAACAUUGACUACAAACAGAACAACUACCUGGCACAGUCGGCGGUGCCUUUGCGACAGGAGACCCAUGGUGGGGAGGACGUGACCAUUUUUGCUAAAGGUCCCCUGGCACACCUGCUGCACGGAGUACACGAACAGAACUACAUCCCCCAUGUGAUGGCGUAUGCCACCUGUAUCGGGCAGAACACAGAGCACUGCAAAGGGGGCUACCCUGUCCCCUGCGGAGCCUGCUUCCUCACCUCCACACUCAGCAGCCUCCUCUCUCUCCUUGUUCUCAGCCUGCUGUUGUGCUUGCCCUGAUACUGCUCCCUCACCUCCACACUCAGCAGCCUCCUCUCUCUCCUCGUACUGGCCCUGAUACUGCUCCCUCACCUCCACACUCAGCAGCCUCCUCUCUCUCCUCGUACUGACCCUGAUACUGCUCCCUCACCUCCACACUCAGCAGCCUCCUCUCUCUCCUCGUACUGACCCUGACACUGUCCCCUCACCUCCACACUCAGCAGCCUCCUCUCUCUCCUCAUAAUCAGCCUGCUGCUGUGCAGGCAUAGGACUGGGAGUGCAUUCCAACACACCUGGACAUUUUAAAGCACAAAUUUUUCCGGGGCUAUUUUAAUCGAAGCUGGAAUCAUUGAAAAAUGCUGGAUGGCAGAUAUUGUUGCUCCAAAGAUCUGCUGUAUUAAAAUUUGUGAGUUAUG